AUGACUCUUCUUGAGCUCUCGCAAGCACUGGAAGCAGAAUUUCCGGCGGUUCUGGACCUUCGUCAUGCUAUUGGAGAGGUUUGCGGACAAUUUGUUGUCAUUGACGGCAGCUCCCACGUGGCCAUGGUUCAUCAGACAGCUCGUGACUACCUUCUCAAAACUCCAGACCUCGAAUUUUCCAUCACUGCGCUUGAAGCUCAUAGGCAGCUGUUUACUAGGUCGCUCGUGUACCUUCUAGAUCCGCACUUGAAAGCGAACUUAGGACAGACUGCAGCGCUAACUGCCUCAUCAUUUCUACAAUAUGCAACAACAUGCUGGCCCUACCACCUCGACUUGAGCCGCUUGAGCCUACCAUCCUCCACGUCUCUUUUACCGCUCUUAGCCAAGUUCUUUCGCGGUUCUUACGUCCUCACGUGGAUCCACGCCCUCGCAUAUUUCGACCAAUUGAAGAUCUUAGUCCAAGCAUCAGAGUAUUUGCACGCGUUCGCCAGCAAGAAACGUAAGAUGCAUGCAGACGAUGUCCCCCACAAGGAGUGCAUCGAGGAUUUAGAGCUUCUUGACUCCUGGGCUGCAGACCUUCUCAAAGUCUUCGCGAAGUUUGUUCGAAAUCUAAGCCAGGAACCGAGUGCUAUCUACAAGCUUAUACCACCAUUCUGCCCAAAGGAAUCCUCGAUCGCACUAGGACGACUCAAAUUUUCCGUUCCAAAUCCGCAAGAUUGUAAAGCUCUUGCACUCAGCUUCACUGACAAUGAUACAGCUGUUCUGCUUGGUGGCGAUGACAAGACUAUACGGAAGCUGGACCUCCAAAAUUCGAAGCCAGGAUGGCAAUUGGUCAAUCACCACCUUCUCGCGUUGGAAACACCAAUUUCAGGGAUUAAUGCCAACGCUCCACGGUACGUAGCAUUCAGUCCAAAUAGGUCAGAGGUCGCUGUAGCUUACCGAGGCUAUCCUUUAUCUGUUUGGAGCAUGUCAGAAGCACGACCUGUUGCCAGAUGCAGGCGUGUUACCGACUGGAAAGCCCUUACCGAUGCUUGGGCUGGUGUCGAUAGGGUUCUAUGGCAUCCAAAUCCAAGGCAGGGCGAAUUCUUUGGCCUCUAUAACGAGGGAUGCGUGUUCAAAUGGAGUCCAUCUGAAGGUAGUAGCCAAGAAGUGCGAGUCCGAGCUUCCAAAUUCGAGUUUUCCCCCAACGGAGCGCUCUUCAUCACCAGCGACAUCACUGGUAUUAUCAAACGGUUCGGCCUGCAAUGUUGGGAGCCUAACGUCCUCAUCCAACUUACCGAGAUCGACGAGCGAGCGAGCGAAAAAGAAAGCGAGGCAGGGAGCACCACACAGACUUCUUCAGCCUCCGAGGUAUGGGCUGAGACUGCGGACCUGGUCACUGCACUGGCUGCCAACUCGGAGCAGUCCUUGUAUUGUGCAGGCAAUGAGCCAGUGUGGCAAUUCAUUGCCUACUCCGAGAUCGGUGGUGAGGUAGGGAUCUUCCAAGUCACAAAAGGCAGGUCACGGUCAACGCCCUUCCAAGUGGAGUUGGUACGAGAGAUCAAGAGCACGGAUGGAGUGCAUCAGCUCCUCUUCAGUCCCGACUCCAAGUUUUUCUUGAUUGCCGGUGUUUCUUCGGAGAAAAUCUGGGAUGUGCAUGGCGGCAAUUGUCUCGAAAAUUUUGGAGGUGUGCGGAAUAGGACUGACAGAUGGUUCAUGAACAAUCCAAAGGAAGACCCACAAAAUGACCAACAAUUUCUUGACUUUGAUGUGAGCAAUGCAACCAUCCGGACCUGGAAGGGAGGAGAUAUCUUAAGGACAUCCGGUUCGAUAGCACGCCGCCCAUACUGA
Molecule: messenger RNA, 1830 nt
Organism: Letharia lupina
Lineage: Eukaryota; Fungi; Ascomycota; Lecanoromycetes; Lecanorales; Parmeliaceae
Exons: 4
Coding region: 1-1830 (609 amino acids)
Molecular function (GO): protein binding
Source: RefSeq, a predicted model, not a curated record